AUGCCUCUGACUAUGCCACCCCUCGGACCCCUCCAACCCCCCGGCGACACUCCGCGCGUGCCCGUCCGGCAAAUCAUGGCUGAAUUCGUCCCCAGCGCCCUCGACUUCGGAUCUAUCGAUGAAGAGGUAUCCCGCGAUUCCACGGUGUCUUCCGUCGACGUACUCGCCGAGACUGAAGGGGACGGUGUACGAAUCAUCAAGGACACGGGGAUGAAUGAUCGCUUCCUCGCGGCUCUUGAUAAUCAAUUGCCCGCUCACAUCCUUGCUUCAAAGCGACUGUUGACCAUCAUCUUCCGGAAACAGGCUUUGGACGAGCGUUACGGUGAAGCGGGAAAUCAGCAUAUCUACAGUGAGCGCGAUCUCCCUGUCAUGAUGGAGGAGACGUUUUGGAGAUAUGUAAACCUUGUCAUGGAGAGCAAAGCCCUGGACAAGAACCUCCGCGGCGAGUGGCGGUCAUGUGGAUCAAGGAAUGGUGGGGUGCGUGGCUGGAUUUGUGUCCGAAAGGUAGAUGGAAAGGUCCAAGCACUCUCUGAGACCAUAAUGCCCAGCAUGCUCAGGGAAACCUCCGAUCACGCCGGAAGAGUGCAGCGACUUUUGGAAGAGGCGUCAAAGCCAGGAGGGAUGCGGGUUAUCGUGACGGGCGAGAAGUCGGUGGGGGUUGUUGAGGAAGAUGGAGCAGAGGUCCCGGGUAUGGAGUACUGGGCGAAUUGUAUAGCGCAGUUCUGGGAGAAGUACAGACUAUUCGACACGGCGAACAUCAUGCUUUUGAGCUCGUCUGAAAUCUAUCUGCCACUUGAACGGGACCGCUCAGCUCCAAACAUUUUGCGCGUUGGUUUGCCGAUUGUCAGAGAUGCAGGGAUGACAGGUGCAGGCGACGGAGCCCUGACAUGUCUUGAGCUCGCCAUCGCCUCUACCCUCUCCCUCCCGGCCCCAUCCCACGUUCUACCAUUUCCGCCUCUCCCCAACCUCAAGAUCGAGUCUGCAAGUAGCGAGGGUCAGGGUGGGACCUUGGCGGGAGUGUUUACAAGUAUGUGUAGAUGGGCCGGGAUCAGAGGCAGCAAGGAAGCAGGCAAACAACGAAAGGCUAAGAGAAGGAGGGUGUCUAAGCAGGGGCAAGAUCUCAGUGAGAAUCGCUUUGAGAGUGUACGCAGGUCAAGCGGUUCAGCUCAUCCCUUUGUGUGGGCUCGCCUUCACUUCCAUGGCUGCUCUUUGUCUGAUUCGGGGCGCUCCUUGGCGCAGCAUUUCUUCGGCCCUAUUGGCUUGUCCGACUCAUCUAUCUAUGGAUGGAUUGACAAGGACCUUGCACACCCCCAUCUCGACGACUGUACCAACAUCUUUUCGUCCCCACCCUUGCUUCCCAUCGCCGAUCCUCCCCUCACCCCUCGUGCCAAUCCUCGAAAAGAAGCUCCUAUCACAGCUGCCAUCACCUUGUCCUCCUCUCCCACCUUCUCUGUCUCCCAACCAAUCGAUGCUUCUUCAGCAGUCGACCUCGAAUUCUCUAUAGGAUCAUUGAUCGACAGGGGGCGCCUUUCUGAUGUCUAUUCCCUCACUUCCAGAGUUCCAGCCAAUCAUCCUGACGAUCUGCCCCCGCUCGUCGUCAAGACCAUGCGUCCCAGCACUUUUGACGACGCAAAAGGAUCGGCAGGGUACGGGACAGGUGCCGGGGCGGUGGAUGCUUGGGAAGCGGAGGUAGAGCUUUACGGGGGGGUGCUUUCUUGCCUGCAAGGCCAUAUCGUGCCCCGGUGUUUUGGAGCUCCACGGGGCCUGAUGUAUGUCAGUCGAGAGUGGGAAAGUAGGGAGAUCAACUUUCUGAUUUUGGAGCGUGUCGGCAGUGCUGUUUGUGCUAAGGACGAGGACCUGCCGCUGCUUCCUGAACAGACGAAGCUCGCUAUCUGUUCACUCUAUGAAGCACUGCAUAGCGUUGGGGUUAUUCAUGGAGACAUCAAACGCCGCCACAUCCGUCGGCGUGCAGAUGGUAGUCUGUGUAUCAUCGACUUUGAGGGUGCGAGACGAGUGUCGGAUGGGGCAUGGGAGGAUGAGAUGCUGGCGGAUGAGAUGGAGGAGGUCAAAGCCAUGCUGGGGUUCGGAAACGACUAG
Messenger RNA from Cryptococcus wingfieldii CBS 7118, 2097 nucleotides. RefSeq lists its product as hypothetical. The transcript is spliced from 4 exons. Gene Ontology annotation, biological process: protein phosphorylation. Gene Ontology annotation, molecular function: ATP binding; protein kinase activity. NCBI's taxonomy places the organism in Eukaryota, Fungi, Basidiomycota, Tremellomycetes, Tremellales, Cryptococcaceae. The record is from RefSeq and is a predicted model, not a curated record. The coding region runs from base 1 to 2097 and encodes 698 amino acids.